UAGCUGAAAGUGCUUUUGUAAUCAUUUAAAUAUUUCGUCACGCGAUUGUCCCCGUAGACAGUGGUAGAUGACUUUGUAGAGCCCGCCAUUCAUGAUGUGGUGCUGUUGUUCAGUGAUUCAUCACAGCAAGAAAACUGAACCUGACACCGACAGAGGUAACCUUUGAUGGCUGUCCAUCGCCAUGGCAACUCAGGAAGCAUACAUCGCUGCCAUCGAUAUCGGCACGACCACCCUCCGAUGCCACAUCUAUAAUGAAAAGGCCGAGAUCAAAGGGAUCGGCGUACAGAAGACCAGUGUUCAUCGUCCUAGCCAAGGAAUGGUGGAGAUUUUGCCGGACGUCCUCUGGGAGAAGUUCACUACUGCCGUGAAGGAUGCCAUUACACAAGCUAAACUGGAACCAGAGCAGGUCGUUGCCAUGGGGAUAUCGACACUCAGGGCCACUUUCAUAACAUGGAACAGGGAAACGGGGGAACCAUACCACAACUUCAUCUGUUGGAAUGAUACACGGGCUGAAAAACUUGCAAAAACUAUCAACCAGUCUGCCUCUUUCUGGUGCCUGAGAAAAGGAUCCAAGUUGGUGCAUAUCUUCUCCCGCAUGCAACGGUUUGAGGCUGGCAGCAUCUUUCAAUUCAUGUCGCUCUAUGCCUCUAUAAAACUGUACUGGGUCCUGCUAAACAUUCCUGGAGUGAAAGAAGAUGCCCUAGAAAAUAAGGUCUUGUUUGGCACAAUUGAAACUUGGCUUGUUUGGAAACUUACCAAAGGGAAAGUUCAUGCCACAGAUCUCUCCAACAUCGCUUCAACAAGCUUGUAUGAUUUGUACAAUAAAAGUUGGAACACCAUCCAUAUGCGCUACCUGGGAAUUCCCUUAAGUAUGAUGCCAGAAAUCAAAGACACAAGUGGCGAUUUUGGAGAAUGUGAUCCUGAAGUCUUUGGUGCGUCUAUUCCCAUCAGAGCUGUGGUUGGUGAUCAGCAGGGUUCAUCGUUCGGACAGUGUUGCUUCAGAGAAGGGGAAGUGAAGGUUACCAUGGGAACAGGAACAUUCCUUGUGAUGAACACCGGAAGUAAAAUAUGUCUUCCUGUAAAUGGUGUCUAUCCUACUAUUGGUUGGAAAAUUGGGGAUGAAAUCGUUUACCAGUUGGAGUGCCAAGAUACUGAUGCGGGCACGGUGAUCGAGUGGGGCUUACAAAUGGGUUUGUAUGAAACCCCGGCCAAGUCAGUUGAAGUCGCAAACUCUGUGGAGGACGCGGGUGGGGUUUGCUUUGUGCCUGCCUUCUAUGGUUUGCAGGCGCCCAUCAAUGAUUACCAUGCCUGCUGCUCUCUGAUUGGUCUAAGGCCCUCGACAACGCCAGCCCACAUCACCAGAGCUUCUCUAGAGUCCAUCGCAUUCAGACUUGUUCAGCUGUAUAACACUGCCACGAAAAGAAGCGGGACAAAAGUUCGACCAGGCUUGAGGUUUGAUGGUGGUGUGAGCAACAAUGAUUUCAUCGUCCAGUUAGUGUCCAAUUUGCUCGUACAGAAGAUUGACCGGCCGUGCAACCUGGACAUGUCAUGUCUGGGAGCAGCAUUCUUGGCUGGACUAGGGGCAGGAGUGUGGAAGAGUAAAGAGGAACUGAUCCCCCUCCGAGCAACUCAAGCCAUCUUUGAACCUGAGGAAGCCAUUAAGAAAUACGAACCCAUCUGUAGGACUUGGAUGCGGGCAGUCAACAGGUCACUAAAUUGGUAUGUAUGAUAUAAGCAAAGGGCAAAGGUCAACCUGUAUUAAGAAUUUUUUUUUUUUAAGAAAUCAUUAGAAAGAAUUGAUUAUUUUAAAAGAUUUGUCAGGGGAAAGAAGUUUAUAGUUUCUAAAUUAAUGUUAUAUAAUCAUAAAGUGUUUUGCACCUGGAAAAACCAAAGGCUUUCAAGUGCUACAAAUUUAUUAUUCCAAUUUAAGAAUCGGGAUUGUAUAUGCAUAGAGCAAGGAAUGUAGUGUUCAGUUUGAAAGUAUUUUAAGGGUGUGACUUUGCGUAUAAUUUUGUAAACGUUUAGCAAAUAUUUUACAAACCGUUUAAACGUUUAGCCAUUUCACAAAGGCUGACACCUGCCCCACUAUAUCUGCAGACUGGCGUGAUUGACAUGAUUGACAGUACUUGAAACAGUAAAAACUUAAGUAUGUGUAAUCAACUACUUCGGUGCUUCUAACGUUUUGCAAUUAAAUAGCUUAAUUAUUUGUUGUAUGUAUCUUUAUAACUGAACUAAGAUCAGGUUACGGGUUGCGCGGCUAAAACAUUUUUGAAAAUGUGUGUAAUGGAUUUAGAAUAUUAUUUCGUUUAAACGUUGAAACGUGUAAACGUCUCAUCCUUAAAUUGUAUGUUACGUUUUCACUGUAAAAGACAUCAUAUUUAUGGGAAAACCAUAUUACAGACUUCCUUUCUAACGUUUCAGUUCGUACCUCAAAUGCAUGUUUUUGAAAGUGUCACAGUACUUUUUCCAUUUUGUAUUUAAUCAUCUUUUGAAGGUUUACCACGUACCGUCUGUGCCUAGUAUUGUUAUUACAGUCACUGGUGGUUCCUGUUUACAAACUUAUCAGAACAUGAGUUAAAACUCCAAGAAAUGGACACAUAUGAAUACAGAGGUAUUCUAAUAAAGUGUCAGACAAUUUUUAUGUCUUUCCUGUAAAUUUACAUUGCAUAUCGAAAAAGGUGCCAGAAUUUUGUUGUAAAGUUACAUGGACAUGCUGCUUUCAUGAAAUUCAAUCAGUUUGUUGUUUAAUUGUUGUUGCCUGUACUACAUGUACAUUCCAAAUAUGGUGUUUUUUUAUACAAAAGUUUUUAAAAGUUUAGAUAUAAUUGUAUGCAAAUUAAAUUUCUAUAAAUGGAACCUUUUUUUUUUUAGGAAUGUGUUCCAUUCUGUUUUUGUGGCUUUUAUUUUUAACAAGCAAGAUAUGCAGAAAUCAACAAUGAAUUUUUUUUUUGGUUCUACAUAAUUACAAGUAAAUAUGUAUGCAUAGCAUUAGAAGUCAUCGCUGUACUAUAGAUGAUCACAAGUUAUAGAGGGCAGUAGACAAGUCAAACAAUGUUCAUUGGUAUCCAGCAGUGGUUGGCUGGUUUACGCAUUGGAUCUUUAUCAGGUGUUGUAGAGCUUGGUUUUGCAUUCAUAACACAAACAGAUUGACUUUUACCACUAGAGGGCGACAGACUCUAAACUUUAAGGACCCUACUGAAUGAACCAAAAAUAUACAAUUGCAAUUGUAGCUAAUGAUACAAAAUAAUUAUUGUUAAAUUUUUGUACAUAAGGUAUCAGUUUGUAAACUAAUUUUUGAUUGGAAGAAAGUUUUGAUGUAUUCAUUAUUGCUAUUAGAUAAUAUAAAAAAAAUAAUCAUGUACAGUCAUGAAAUGAAAAGUAAUACAAUUGUUUUUUUUUUUUAAAUCUAUCAAUAUCCGGGUACUACUGUUGCAAACCACUUUUUGUACAUUUUGUUAACUUACAAUUUAUAUAAAAACUACUGUACAUUGAAGAAAGACUACAUGAUGUUCAAAAUUAUAAUAAAAUCAGGUAAGAUUUUCAAACCGA
Messenger RNA from Patiria miniata (bat star), 3549 nucleotides. It is a transcript of the gene gk5, whose product is annotated as putative glycerol kinase 5. NCBI's taxonomy places the organism in Eukaryota, Metazoa, Echinodermata, Asteroidea, Valvatida, Asterinidae. Gene Ontology annotation, molecular function: glycerol kinase activity. Gene Ontology annotation, cellular component: mitochondrion. The coding region runs from base 182 to 1729 and encodes 515 amino acids. Gene Ontology annotation, biological process: triglyceride metabolic process; glycerol metabolic process; glycerol-3-phosphate biosynthetic process. The record is from RefSeq and is a predicted model, not a curated record. The transcript is spliced from 18 exons.